AUGCGACUAUGUCUGACAGAUACAAAUGAAUAUGAAUUGACAUGCUGUUCAUUGAAUCAUAAUAUUCCGUCUGAAAUUGAUACUGCGUCAUGCUUAGCGAUAUCUGAUACUUGUUUACUUCUACUAAAUAGUGGUACUGAUCAACUUCAUCUAUUUGAUCUCACAUUAUCAACAUCAAAACAACAUGAUAUUAUUUGGCCUAGUGAUACCUAUGGGACUAUUCGAGAUAUUUGUUGGUCAAAAUCUAUAAAUUCAUUUUUAAUAUUAGGUGAUGAAGUUGUAUGUUCUUAUUCUGUCGAAUCUAAUCAAUUAAUAAUUCAAUUUAAUUCUACAUCUAUAUACGAUCGUUUUUGGUCAUUCACUGUUCUUGGUCAUGAGACGUAUAUUCUUUGUCGACAUGAUGCUCUCUAUCGUUACUGUUUACCAUCAUGGACAUUAUCUCGAUCUUGGUCACGUACAGAUCUAAUUGAUGUAUACAGUACAGAUAAAUUUAUCCAACUAAUCCGAGCACAUCCAUCGAUGGGUAUCAUUGCAUUACUUAUACGAUUAAAACAUCAUCGUAAAUGGCGCAUUGAUUUAUUUGAUCGACGAAUGCAAAAACUUUAUUCAGGAGAAUCAAUACGUAUGGCUUCAGAAUAUCCAUUACUUAUGCUUCAACCAUAUGGACAAAAUGGACAAUGGGUUUUAAUGGAUGAAAAUUAUAUUUUAAUAAUUAAUUCAAAUGCUCGUUUUAUUCAACGUCAUCCUCGAAAAUGGAAAAAAGAAUUAGAACAAUAA
Rotaria sp. Silwood1 is the source of this 777-nucleotide messenger RNA. Lineage: Eukaryota; Metazoa; Rotifera; Eurotatoria; Philodinida; Philodinidae. The record is from the annotation of a GenBank genome assembly.